Molecule: messenger RNA, 2908 nt
Organism: Aspergillus wentii DTO 134E9
Lineage: Eukaryota; Fungi; Ascomycota; Eurotiomycetes; Eurotiales; Aspergillaceae
Product: RNA-processing protein PTA1
Exons: 8
Coding region: 247-2580 (777 amino acids)
Cellular component (GO): mRNA cleavage and polyadenylation specificity factor complex
Source: RefSeq, a predicted model, not a curated record
CUUCUUUAUUUUUUCAUCCUUUUCUUAUUAACGCGUUGCGUGUACUUCCUGGACGGUCGUUUCGUCCUCCGAUACACAUGCGCCUUGCCCGCGGUCCUUAAGCCGGCUCCCUCCCCGGCUUUUCUUGUCCAUUGUCUUUAUUCAAAACAACUCGGUGUAGAUACGAAAGCAGGAAUAACGAAGAAAUCCUCGUCAAUUAUCGUUUAGUUGCCUACAGCCCCAUUAUACCACCGAACGGGGGCCAUCAUGGCUCAACAGACCGACCAGCUCGCCGAUCAGAUCGCCCGGCUCAGCGCUGCUCGCAACCUCGUCUUGGGCGAUUCGGCCUUCUACCCACAGAUUGUGAAUGGGAUCCUACCGAUUAUUGGCGCGAGCGCGCGAUUGGAAUUGCGACGAUGGGGAGCAGAGUUCUUAGCAGAGACAUUCGCUAGUCCUGCGUUGGCUACGGGUCAGAAGGAACAGUUGGCAGCAAAUGCAUUGCAAACUUUGCGGGAAAUCUUGGAGAUACCGGAGGAGGAUACAUUGGUCUUGAGGCACAUAGUGCAGACUACGGCCAGUCUAUAUCCGCUGGUUUUUAGGCACAUCAUAAAUCAUCCAGGAGACGCUGAGGCGUGGGAAAGAAUGACGGCAAUUAAACAAGAGAUUCUGCGCCGGUGGGAUUUGUUCCCUUUCUCGGUUAAAAUCUGCUGCAUCAAGUUUGUGCAGCGAGUCGUCCAGGUUCAGACCCAUGGUUUAAUUUCGGAUCCUCGACGACCCGAUCAAAACGAAACGUCCCUAGCCAUUGUCCCUAGAAAUCAUCCUAUACUAGCCCUGCCAAAUCUGGAAGCUGAAGCUUCUGGACUGCUUGAUAGAUUGCUGGCCGUCUUUCAAGAAGAAUCCAGCGAUCCCCUACUCGUAAAUGCAACAUUGAACAGCUUGGCAACUCUUGUCCGAACGCGACAAUCUAUCGCCAACAAAAUUAUCAACGCCGUCAUGAGCUUUUUCCCUGCGAAGCAAGUGCGCCUGCCAAUGACACCAACCACGCGUGUUGGCGUCAAGUCGAUGGAACGGACGAGCAGAGCAUUGUUGAUCAAUAUAAUGAAGAGGAACCCCAAUCACCCUCUUGCAGGAAAGAUGCAACAAUACAUCGAACGUUUGAUGCAGUCACGUUUGGAGGUUGCUGAUGAUGCGUCGCGCAAGCGUGCUUUACCAACUGAACCAACCGAUGGACUUGAUGCGGCGAAGCGGGCUAAGCUUGAUGCCGAAACUCCCCCAUUGAUGAAGAUCCCUCCUCUCCCCCCGGGACCUACAAGUUUUUCGCAACUCUUUACAUUGACGGAAGACACCGGGCUUUCAUCAUUCGACGUCAAACAAUUGCCUGUUGACCUCCUGGUUAAGAUCGCAGUCCCCGUUCUCACACGUGUGAACCAAUCUUCCUUACAGCAAGCCGUUGAUGCCGUACGGAUGCGAUAUGAGACUAUCAGCAAACAGCAAUCUGCGCAGCGACAAGCUGCAUCGCAACAGCCGGUAGAAGAAGAAGACGAUGAUUACGAGCCCGAGUACCAACCCAUGGAUGUCGCAGAAAACACCGCUGAACAGACCGAAGCCGUAUCAACGGAGGUGCCAGAUCUUCAGCCAGACUUGGUGUCUCUUGGUCCGUUUGUACUACCGCAACCUCCGCCACUAUCAGAAGACGAGGCCGGAGAAGUUGGUCGCAGUGCGGUUGGAAGAGUGUUUGGCAUGCUAGCAUCUACCGAAAUGGCACCCAAGCCAGCGAAAGGCAAGAGUCAACAGCAACUGGGUUUUACAAGGCUAGCUGGAAGCACGUUCGAUCGGGACGCAUGGGUAACAUUGCUUACUAGACUGGCGACUCGAGCACCCGCGGGUCUAGAAGUGGAGGACGGCCAGAAGGCUGAGCAAGGUGCAAGGAAGAAACCAACAAUAUCCGACUCGAUACGGGAGACAUUAUACCGAUAUAUCCUCGAAGACUUCAGAUCGAGAGUCAAUAUCGGGAUCACAUGGCUCAACGAGGAAUGGUACAACGACCGGAUUCAAAUGAAAUUUACUGCAUCUCAGCGCGAUCCGGAGUCCGAGGAUGUUUCCGUGCCAUUGCACUAUGACCGCUGGGCAUUGCGGCUUCUCGACGGAUUUUUGCCCUACCUCGAUUCUCGAGACACCAAGAUAUUUGUACGAUUCCUUAGUGAAAUCCCCGAAGUGACCAUCCCAAUUACACAAAGAAUAGCCAGCCUCGCGAAAGAUCCUGAGCGGGUAAAUCUAUGCGUUCAAUCAUUGCUAUAUCUGAUUAUGUUCCGUCCUCCUGCACGGGAGAUGUGUCUGAAUACAUUAGAGGAUGUUUACCAAACCUAUGAGGAAGCACGUCCAGCAGCCAGCAAGGUCCUAGCCAAGUGGCGCCCCCAAAAUCAGCCAGAGCAGCAACAACAGCAACAGCAACAAUCAACUCUGGCAUCCCGCCCUGCUGCCACAGAAAACAACACUGCCGCAACCAACGGCGAUACGGAGACGCCGCAGCCUACCACUACCCCUUCCCAGCCCGACCAACAGCAGCAGCAACAGCCAGAACAAAGCACAGCAGCCAGUUAGGCUGGAACAUUCUACUAUGUUAUCGAUCUAAAUGAAAUGAAAGGAGGAAUUUUCUCUUGGGAGUUAAACUACCCAAUCUUGUUUUUGAUAUACCAAAUCUGUACUUUUUCUUUUCUUUUCCUCGGCUGGGUUCUAUGUGGAAUCGGAUUUGCUACAAUUGCAUUCAUACCUGACCAACCAGCAAGCAAGCACUAUUGAAUGGGACAUAUACUACUUUAUACGAGUCGCUCUUAAGGGCCUAGCUGCAUAUUGUCAGCCAUGAGCAACUUUAUUUGUAUCGUGUUAUUAUGAAGCUGGUUAUGAAUAUUAAAGUAUACCUACACCGAAG